CUUGCCUGGUCAUUAUUGAAACAUUCGUUGAAUUUCCGAGGAAACCCAAAUUCAUUGUAAAGUAGGGCUCUAGAAAGAUCCGGGUUUAGAAGUCCUUCUUUUCAGAGUUGGGCCUCGCUUGACGGUGCAGUUCUUUCCGGAUUGCUACGGAUUGGUUCAUAGGGUUUCCUGAAAGAUCUGAACGGGUUGGGACGAGAAAUUUGGUGAUUGUUGCCAUCGUCCUCUUUCGCUGUCGUACGCAUUUUCCUGUUGAAGGAGGUUGUGAACUGAUUUUGGAAGUUAUUGGAGCAAGCAUGCGAUGUGAUCUUAUGGGUGCCUUAGCUGCCGAUACGCGAUAUCUUAUGUCGUUCCAGGACAGUGGUGAUGGAGAUGAGGUGUCUUCACUUGCACACUUCACUCUAGCUGGGGCUACCGUGAUCAGAUAUUGCCUGUAGAUUUAGAGAGCGUGAAAAACGGACUGGGUGCUCUUUUGAAAGAAUGAAACGCAUGAAAUAAAGGCCACGAGAGCAAGCAAACAGAGGAUCAAGGUCAUGGCAGCCGACCUGAAAAUGGAAGAAUUCGCUUGGGAUGACGAAUUGCGAGGCGAGGUGCAAGCUGUAUUUUCCUCCGUAGAGCACGUUCUUGCGGCAUUCUAUGUGGAGAAGAGCACCAGCUCGUGGGGUAUUGGCGGUCGUCGUUCCCGCCCGUCAAGCCAGCAUCGCAUUCUUGCCCUCACUGUCAAGCCUUCACCAGUGACUAAAAAAAUGAAAGUAUGCCUGCAUGUGGUGAAAGAAUCUGCCACUGGUCUUAAGACGCUGAAAGUGCACAAGCUGAGUCAUUUGAGAGAAGUCGAAGGAGUUAUUGACGAUGAGAGUGGACGUACCUUUAUUCUGAAUUUUGACUUGCUACAAAAACAUUCGGGGACUUCUUCAGAAUGGUCUAUGCGCAGUGUAGAUGACAGGAACCGUCUCCUCAUCUCAGUUACCAAGCUUUGUAAGCUCUACCAUGGUCGGACUCCGAAAAUUACUGGAUUCGAUGUUGUGGAAAUGCAGCUGUGGGCACAGAAAAACGCUAAGUUGGUUACUGCGAAAGGGCCUGCAAAACCGAAAACAAGUGCACCUUCAAAAGCAUUCUCGAAACUGCCAAGAACUCCUACGAUGAACGUGGAAGAUCAUUUUGAUGAGGACGACGUCAAAGACAAUGAAGGGGAUGAGGAAACAGUGGAAAUUGACAGUGAGAACGACGAGGAACUUAUCUCCAAAGACGAGGAAAAGGAUAUGGAUGCUCUUCUGGGCAUGUAUGUGCUAGGCAUUGAUGAAGCAGAUGCUUUCUCUGAACGCUUGAAAAGGGAAAUGAAUGCAUUGGACGAUGCCAAUGUCCAUGCGAUUCUGGAAAACACGCCUCUUGUUGACGAGGUAACUCAAGAGCUAGAGGAGACCCUUGCAGAAGUAGAGGAUUUGGAAGAGUGGCUGGGUGCUAUCAACGUUAAAAUACGCCACAUGCGUGAAGACAUCGCUUCGUUCGAAACCAGGAACAACAGGUUGGAAACACAAACUCACAACAGUAAUGCCCUUUUGAAAGAGUUGCACGUCAUAUUGGACCGGUUUCGAGUUCCAGCAGAGUACGCAAAAACGCUUACGGCAGGCACAUUUGAGGAAGCUAAAGUGGCUGAUAAUGUUGAAGCUUGUAAAUGGCUGGCCAGUGCUUUUCAUGAUCUUGAACCACCUUUUCUAGAAGCCAGAUAUGCUUCUAUGCGAGCCAUAGGGGAGAAGCGUAAUGAGCUUGAAAAGCUCAAGGGCGUGUUUCUGGGACGUGCUACAAACUUUCUUCGCGACUAUUUCUCCAGUAUUGUCGAAUCUAUGAUCAGCGAUAAAUCUUCUUUCUCGCAGAAGGGCGAUCUAAGAAGACCAGAACAUUCUGACCUACGUUUUAAGUGCCGGCAGUACGCAAGAUUGAUUCAGCACAUGAAGGCUCUUGACAAGACCUCCUUGCAACCGCUGCGAAAAUCUUUUUGUCUUUCCCUCAACCACUUGCUGCGACGAGAGGCACGUGAAUUUGCCAACGAAUUGCGAAACAGCACCGUUGUGAGACAAACUUCUACAGCAUUGCUGGAUAGGAUUGACAGUGGCAAGAGUCAACCAAGCCCGAAAGAAUCCCCAAAUGGCGCCUCCACCGUUUCUGAUGCCUAUGCUAGAAUGCUACGCACCUUCAUACCAUACCUAGUCGACGAGAGUACGUUUUUUGCCUCUUUCAUGUGCUUUGAGGUUCAGCCCUUGGCCCCUCAAGUGAAAGGUGAUGCCAAGGAUCGCGUUGAGGAAGAGUCCAGAGUGAAUAGAGAUGACAUUAUUUUAAACACCCCGGACCAACAGGCUCUUGAGUCAAAGGCUCUGAGAGAAGCUCUUCAAGAACUUCUGGAUGGGAUUCAGGAGGAUUUUUAUGCUGUUGCAGACUGGGCGCACAGGGUGGACCCCUGGAGUUGCAUAUCAGUGAAGGGUGUUACAGAAAAGUAUCGUUCUAGUCACAAAGCUGAUGCUGCUUGGUUCGUCCACCAGUUGCUUGACGAUCUUCAAGUUCGCAUUUCUUCUCAUUUCAAUCAGGUCGUUGCUGAAACCAGUAAACUGUUUGAAAGGGCUGACAGAAGCCAGAACACUGGAGUUCUCUAUUCCAUUACAAAGUUUGCGAACGUCGCAUCAUUCAUAGAAUCUCAGAUUGUAGGGCAGAACUCAAGGGAAGAUAUUGACGCUGCUUUUGAGAAAAUGGCAGCUCCAAUAUUCACAGUCAUCGAAAAUGUUGUAAAAAACGAUCCCAAAAAUGCAGAAAUUUUCGCUCUUGAUAAUUACGCUGCGUUUCAAGACAACACGUACGAGCUUGCAGCUGUUACGCCUGCUUUGGAGAAGUUUUACACUCAAGCUUCAGAUGGUUACGCGCAAGCAUGCCAACAAUAUGCCAAGUCCAUGAUUAACUAUCAAUUUGAGAGGCUGCUUUUAUUUUUGCAACGAGUGGAACAAACGCUGCUACAAGUGCAACCAGAACAGGUUUCAGCCAUGCCUGGAUGCACCAAAACAGAUCUGCGAAAGAUGUUGAGGACCAGCCUGUCGUCAGUAGAAAAGACCCUCCAAGUUACGUUUAAGAGAAUGCAGAAACAAAUCCAACGUGAAGAUGUUCUUUCAACUAUCUGGGAUCAAUAUUUUAAGGUUAAAUUUCUCGAGAAAUACACCGCGUUGGAGGAGAUCAUGUUGAAGUGCUACAAAGACGAAGCUUUAAAUCCUUCCUCUGCGGACAUGAAAAAAAUCCUGGAUGGGGUGUACAGUGCAUAACGUAGUAUGCAUGUAUCAGCUCUCUAGUGACUUACGUCACCGUCAGGUAUUUGAAUUCAGCAAACCUUAAAAAUUUCAACCCUGCUCAGGUAAGAUGACUGUACUUAAUACACGGAUUCUCUCGUAAUACAUAUUUAUCAUCUAAAAGAGUUGGUGAUGAUAUAGUUCACAACUUGUUUCUGCAACAUCGAUUAUUUUACAAAUCUUGGUGACUCUGCUCGGUAGUGACCUGAGGAGAUAACACUGAAGGUUGCUCUUAGUGAAGCUCUUGUCCUCUUAGUUUUCAUCUAAGAAUUCUGUAGAUAUCACGUAAAUUAGCUUGAUGAAGUUGUCUCUGUGCUAAUAAUAAUUUCUUUCUGCUAUCACCCAUGUCACCAAGCUGAAACAUGUGACAGCAGUGUGUUAGCAACUCCAGUUGGCUCCUCAAGGGUGCGAAAUUUGCACAACAAUUAGAUUCACCGUGUCCCGUCUUAUCUUGGACAUGAAUUCAAAUUCUGCUUUGAAUUUGCACGUUUA
Messenger RNA from Physcomitrium patens, 3812 nucleotides. Its product is annotated as exocyst complex component SEC3A. Gene Ontology annotation, biological process: exocytosis; Golgi to plasma membrane transport. Gene Ontology annotation, cellular component: exocyst; plasma membrane. NCBI's taxonomy places the organism in Eukaryota, Viridiplantae, Streptophyta, Bryopsida, Funariales, Funariaceae. Gene Ontology annotation, molecular function: phosphatidylinositol-4,5-bisphosphate binding. The record is from RefSeq and is a predicted model, not a curated record.